AUGGCUGCUCACCUCACCUCUCCCUGCCAAGGGGUGGGGUGCGUGUGGGAAGGUUGGACUGCCUGCCCCAGGCCUCUGGGAGAGACUGCCCUCAUGCCCCGCCCUGCGAACCUGUCAUGCCAGUUGCUUCGCCAAUGAGAAGGGGAGAUGCAGCAAGGUGGGGCACAAAGGCCCUGUGCUGAGCACCCGUAAUCCUCUGGGGGUGCCACCCCUAGAAACAGUACCCCACCAUGUUUAACCUAAUGAAGAAAGACAAGGACAAGGAUGGCACGCGGAAGGAGAAGAAGGAGAAAAAGGAGAAGAAGGAGCGGAUGUCAGCAGCGGAGCUGCGGAGCCUGGAAGAGAUGAGCCUGAGGCGUGGCUUCUUCAACCUGAACCGCUCCUCCAAGCGUGACUCGAAGACACGCUUGGAAAUCUCCAACCCCAUCCCCAUCAAGGUGGCCAGCGGCUCCGACCUGCACCUGACUGACAUCGACUCCGACAGCAACAGGGGCAGUGUCAUCCUGGACUCGGGCCACCUGAGCACAGCCAGCUCCAGCGAUGACCUCAAGGGUGAGGAAGGCAGCUUACGGGGCUCGGUGCUGCAGCGGGCAGCCAAGUUCGGCUCCCUGGCCAAGCAGAACUCGCAGAUGAUUGUCAAGCGCUUCUCCUUCUCCCAGCGCAGCCGGGAUGAGAGCGCCUCAGAAACCUCCACCCCCUCAGAGCACUCUGCCGCCCCGUCUCCACAGGUGGAGGUGAGGACCCUAGAGGGACAGCUGAUGCAGCAUCCCGGCCCAGGCAUCCCUCGACCAGGACCUCGGUCCCGAGCCCCUGAGCUGGUGACUAAAAGGUUCCCGGCUGACCUGCGCUUGCCCCCCGUGGUGCCCCCGCUACCCCCUGCCCUCCGGGAACUGGAACUGCAGCGACGGCCCACGGGGGACUUUGGCUUCUCCCUGCGACGCACAACCAUGCUGGAUCGGGGCCCCGAGGGUCAGGUCUAUCGGAGGGUGGUUCACUUCGCUGAGCCCGGCGCGGGCACCAAGGACCUGGCCCUGGGGCUGGUGCCGGGUGAUCGUCUGGUGGAGAUUAAUGGGCACAACGUGGAGAGCAAGUCCAGGGAUGAGAUAGUGGAGAUGAUCCGGCAGUCUGGGGACAGCGUGCGGCUCAAGGUGCAGCCCAUCCCGGAGCUCAGCGAGCUGAGUCGGAGCUGGCUGCGGAGCGGCGAGGGACCCCGCAGGGAGCCAGCCCAUGUUAAAGAGGAGGACAAAACUCUGCCGAAGCCUGGUCCUCCUGCCAAGGAGGGAGGGGCUCUAGAGGGCAGCUCAAAGGGCAGCAGUGGCCCAUCUAAGAGUCCUCAGCCUUCCACCAGCCCUGUACCCUCAGAGGCCCCCCAGAGGGCCAAGAGCCCUGCAUCCACACUCACCAUGAACGGCCCGAGGACUGCCUCAGUGGAAGGCCCCAGCGAGGAGGCCCAGGGCCUGUCCCGGAAGAGGGUGGCGAAUGCAGUGAGGAAGGUGGUGAGCAAGGUGCUGCCUGUUGAGGAGCCUGGGAGCACCAAGGAGCCUCCGGGCAGAGCGGUCAGAUCUCCUGAGCACCCAGCUCGAGGCAGGAAGGGAGAAAAGGCAGCCCCUGGUCCGAAGCUGCCACCCCCUCCUGCUCCCCCUGCUCGGCCUAAGUCCGAAGCAGAGAAGGAGGCCGCCAAGGAUGAGCUCUCCGUGGGCCUGCGGAGCCUGAUGUCUCGGGGCAGGGGCAAGGACCACAGGCCGCGUGGCAGGCAGCCUCCCGGGAAGGGGGAGAAGCCCUCCAGCCAGGAGCCAGGCUCCUCGGGGAAACCAGUCUCCCCGGAGACAGUGGACUCCUCAGAGAAGCUAGGCUCCCCAGCCCAGCCAGAAGAGCUGGCGGACCCGGGCUCCGCUGACCCGAACCUCAAGUCGAACCUCACUGGAUUGCGACAGAACAAGUCACCAGCCCCUGACGUGCAGCAGGAGGCAGGAGCUGCCCCCGAGGUCCAGCUGACCCCCGCAGAGGAGGCCCACCAGCGGCUUGAGAGGAUCUUCACAGCUCCUCUGGACCCUGAGGCCGCCUCUCCUGCCCACAGCCAGGUGAAGACAGAAGAGCAGAUCGCAGCUGAGGAAGCCUGGUAUGAGACAGAGAAGGUGUGGCUGGUCCAUAAGGAUGGCUUCUCACUGGCCACUCAGCUCAAAUCCGAGGAGCUCAGCUUGCCCGAGGGGAAGGUGCGCGUGAAGCUAGACCAUGAUGGAGCCAUCCUGGAUGUGGACGAGGAUGAUGUGGAGAAGGCUAAUGCUCCCUCCUGCGACCGUCUGGAGGAUCUGGCCUCGCUGGUGUACCUCAAUGAGUCCAGCGUCCUGCACACACUGCGCCAGCGCUAUGGUGCCAGCCUGCUGCACACGUACGCCGGCCCCAGCCUGCUGGUCCUCAGCCCCCGGGGGGCCCCCGCUGUGUACUCGGAGAAGGUGAUGCACAUGUUCAAGGGGUGUCGGCGGGAGGACAUGGCCCCCCACAUCUAUGCCGUGGCCCAGACCGCAUACAGGGCGAUGCUGAUGAGCCGUCAGGACCAGUCCAUCAUCCUCCUGGGCAGUAGUGGCAGUGGCAAGACCACCAGCUGCCAGCAUCUGGUGCAAUAUUUGGCCACCAUCGCAGGCACCAGCGGGAAUAAGGUGUUUUCUGUGGACAAGUGGCAGGCUCUGUACACCCUCCUGGAAGCCUUUGGGAACAGCCCCACCAUCAUGAACGGCAACGCCACCCGCUUCUCCCAGAUCCUCUCCCUGGACUUUGACCAAGCCGGCCAGGUGGCCUCAGCCUCCGUUCAGACGAUGCUUCUGGAGAAGCUGCGUGUGGCACGACGCCCAGCCGGUGAGGCCACAUUCAAUAUCUUCUACUACCUGCUGGCCUGUGGGGAUGGCACCCUCAGGACAGAGCUCCACUUGAACCACUUGGCAGAGAACAAUGUGUUUGGGAUUGUACCACUGGCCAAGCCUGAGGAGAAGCAGAAGGCGGCUCAGCAGUUCAGCAAGCUCCAGACGGCCAUGAAGGUGCUGGGCAUCUCCCCCGACGAACAGAAAGCCUGCUGGCUCAUCCUGGCUGCCAUCUACCACCUGGGGGCUGCAGGCGCCACCAAAGCUGGGCGCAGGCAGUUUGCCCGCCACGAGUGGGCCCAGAAGGCUGCGUACCUGCUGGGCUGCAACCUGGAAGAGCUGUCCUCGGCCAUCUUCAAGCACCAGCACCAGGGCGGCACCCUGCAGCGCUCCACCUCCUUCCGCCAGGGCCCCGAGGAGAGCAGCCUGGGGGACGGCACAGGCCCCAAACUGAGUGCACUGGAGUGCCUGGAGGGCAUGGCGUCCGGCCUCUACAGCGAGCUCUUCACGCUUCUCAUCUCCCUGGUGAACAGGGCUCUCAAGUCCAGCCAGCACUCGCUCUGCUCUGUGAUGAUUGUGGACACUCCCGGCUUCCAGAACCCUGAGCAGGGUGGGUCGGCCCGCGGAGCCUCCUUUGAGGAGCUGUGCCACAACUACGCCCAGGACCGGCUGCAGAGGCUGUUCCAUGAGCGCACCUUUGUGCAGGAGUUGGAAAGAUACAAGGAGGAGAACAUCGAGCUGGCGUUUGACGACUUGGAGCCAGCCACGGAUGACUCUGUGGCCGCCGUGGACCAGGCCUCCCAUCAGUCCCUGGUCCGCUCGCUGGCCCGCACCGAUGAGGCGAAGGGCCUGCUAUGGUUGUUGGAAGAGGAGGUGCUGGUGCCAGGGGCCACUGAGGACGCCCUCCUGGAGCGCCUUUUCUCCUACUAUGGCCCCCAGGAAGGUGACCGAAAAGGCCAAGGCCCCCUCCUGCGCAGCAGCAAACCGCACCAUUUUCUCCUGGGCCACAGCCAUGGCACCAACUGGGUGGAGUACAACACGGCCGGCUGGCUGAGCUACACGAAGCAGAACCCGGCCACCCAGAACGCCCCCCGGCUCCUGCAGGACUCCCAGAAAAAAAUCAUCAGCAACCUGUUUCUGGGCCGGGCGGGCAGCGCCACGGUGCUCUCAGGCUCCAUUGCGGGCCUGGAGGGCGGCUCGCAGUUGGCGCUGCGCCGGGCCACCAGCAUGCGGAAGACCUUCACCACAGGGAUGGCGGCUGUCAAGAAGAAGUCCCUGUGCAUCCAGAUUAAGCUGCAGGUGGACGCCCUCAUUGACACCAUCAAGAAGUCAAAGCUGCAUUUCGUGCAUUGCUUCCUGCCUGUGGCAGAGGGCUGGGCCGGGGAGCCCCGUUCCGCCCACUCCCGCAGAGUCAGCUGCAGCAGUGAGCUGGACCUGCCCCCCGGAGACCACUGCGAGGCCGGGCUCCUGCAGCUGGAUGCGCCCCUGCUCCGCGCCCAGCUUCGAGGCUCCCGCCUGCUUGAUGCCAUGCGCAUGUACCGCCAAGGUUACCCUGACCACAUGGUGUUUUCUGAGUUCCGCCGCCGCUUCGACGUCCUGGCCCCACACCUGACCAAGAAACACGGGCGCAACUACAUUGUGGUGGAUGAAAAGCGGGCGGUGGAGGAGCUGCUGGAGUCCUUGGACCUGGAGCAGAGCAGCUGCUGCAUGGGCCUGAGCCGGGUGUUCUUCCGGGCAGGCACACUGGCGCGGCUGGAGGAGCAGCGGGAUGAACAAACCAGCAGGAACCUGACCCUGUUCCAGGCAGCCUGCAGGGGCUACCUGGCCCGUCAGCACUUCAAGAAGAAAAAGAUCCAAGACCUGGCCAUUCGCUGUGUGCAGAAGAACAUCAAGAAGAACAAAGGGGUGAAGGACUGGCCCUGGUGGAAGCUCUUCACCACGGUGCGACCCCUCAUUGAGGUACAGCUGUCGGAGGAGCAGAUCCGGAACAAAGAUGAAGAGAUCCAGCAGCUGAGGAGUAAGCUUGAGAAGGUGGAGAAGGAGCGGAACGAGCUGCGGCUCAGCAGUGACCGGCUGGAGACCCGGAUCUCGGAGCUGACAUCGGAGCUGACGGAUGAACGUAACACGGGAGAGUCCGCCUCCCAGCUGCUGGACGCGGAGACCGCCGAGAGGCUCCGGGCUGAGAAGGAGAUGAAGGAGCUGCAGACCCAGUAUGAUGCACUGAAGAAGAAAAUGGAGGUGAUGGAAAUGGAGGUGAUGGAGGCCCGUCUCAUCCGGGCAGCUGAGAUCAACGGGGAAGUGGAUGAUGAUGACACAGGUGGCGAGUGGCGCCUGAAGUAUGAGCGAGCGGUGCGGGAGGUGGACUUCACCAAGAAGCGGCUCCAGCAGGAGUUUGAGGACAAGCUGGAGGUGGAGCAGCAGAACAGGAGGCAGCUGGAGAGGCGGCUUGGAGACCUGCAGGCAGAUAGUGAUGAGAGCCAGCGGGCCCUGCAGCAGCUCAAGAAGAAGUGCCAGCGGCUGACGGCCGAGCUGCAGGACACCAAGCUGCACCUGGAGGGCCAGCAGGUCCGCAACCACGAGCUGGAGAAGAAACAGAGGAGGUUUGACAGUGAGCUCUCGCAGGCACAUGAGGAGGCCCAGCGGGAGAAGCUGCAGCGGGAGAAGCUGCAGCGGGAGAAGGACAUGCUCCUCGCCGAGGCUUUCAGCCUGAAGCAGCAAAUGGAGGAAAAAGACAUGGACAUUGCGGGAUUCACCCAGAAGGUUGUGUCAUUGGAGGCUGAGCUCCAGGACAUUUCUUCCCAAGAGUCCAAGGAUGAGGCCUCUUUGGCCAAGGUCAGGAAACAGCUCCGAGACCUGGAGGCCAAGGUCAAGGAUCAGGAGGAGGAGCUGGAUGAGCAGGCGGGGACCAUCCAGAUGCUGGAGCAGGCCAAGCUGCGGCUCGAGAUGGAGAUGGAGCGGAUGAGGCAGACCCAUUCCAAGGAGAUGGAGAGUCGGGAUGAGGAGGUGGAGGAGGCCCGGCAGUCAUGUCAGAAAAAGUUAAAGCAAAUGGAAAUACAGCUCGAGGAGGAGUACGAGGACAAGCAGAAGGUGCUGCGGGAAAAGCGGGAGCUGGAGAACAAGGUGGCCACGCUCAGUGACCAGGUGAACCAGCGAGACUUUGAGUCAGAGAAGCGGCUCCGGAAAGACCUGAAGCGCACCAAGGCCCUGCUGGCAGAUGCUCAGAUCAUGCUGGACCACCUGAAGAACAAUGCACCCAGCAAGAGGGAGAUCGCCCAGCUGAAGAACCAGCUGGAGGAGUCAGAGUUCACCUGUGCAGCAGCCGUGAAAGCGCGCAAAGCAAUGGAGGUGGAGAUCGAAGACCUGCACCUGCAGAUUGACGACAUCGCCAAAGCCAAGACGGCGCUGGAGGAGCAGCUGAGCCGCCUUCAGCGUGAGAAGAAUGAGAUCCAGAGCCGGCUGGAGGAGGACCAGGAGGACAUGAAUGAGCUGAUGAAGAAGCACAAGGCAGCCGUGGCUCAGGCCUCCCGGGAUCUGGCUCAGAUGAAUGAUCUCCAGGCUCAGCUAGAAGAAGCCAACAAAGAGAAGCAAGAGCUACAGGAGAAGCUACAAGCCCUCCAGAGCCAAGUGGAGUUCCUGGAGCAGUCCAUGGUGGACAGGUCCCUGGUGAGCAGGCAGGAAGCUAAGAUCCGGGAGCUGGAGACACGCCUGGAGUUCGAAAGGACCCAAGUGAAGCGGCUGGAGAGCCUGGCCGGCCGGCUCAAGGAGAACAUGGAGAAGCUGACUGAGGAACGGGAUCAGCGCACGGCGGCUGAGAACCGGGAGAAGGAGCAGAACAAGCGGCUGCAGCGGCAGCUCCGGGACACCAAGGAGGAGAUGGGCGAGCUUGCCAGGAAGGAGGCCGAGGCGAGCCGCAAGAAGCAUGAACUGGAGAUGGAUCUGGAGAGUCUGGAAGCUGCUAACCAGAGCCUGCAGGCUGAUCUGAAACUGGCGUUCAAGCGCAUCGGGGACCUGCAGGCCGCCAUUGAGGACGAGAUGGAGAGUGAUGAGAACGAGGACCUCAUCAACAGUUUGCAGGACAUGGUGACAAAGUAUCAGAAAAGAAAGAAUAAACCCGAGGGGGACUCAGAUGUGGACUCAGAGCUGGAGGACCGGGUCGACGGGGUCAAGUCAUGGUUGUCCAAAAACAAGGGGCCUUCCAAGGCGGCUUCCGAUGAUGGCAGCUUGAAGAGUUCUAGCCACCAGCACAGUUCCUGUCCACCAGGAAAACAGUAGUCCUGAAACCCUACACACCGCCACCUCCAACAAGGAUUGGAUUCACCGUGGCCAGAGUGGGCACCAAGCCAGAAGCUAGCCAACCAGUACAGAGCUGGCAGAGAAGGUCCAGGGGAGGGAGGACCUAGUUGGACUCAGCAUGAACUGGCUUUGGGUGAAUAAACUGCCAAGAGUGGGGGCAGUUUAGCUUCCCACCUGGUGAUGGGGACCUGCAAGAAUGCAGAACACGAAAGCACCCAUAGCAAAGGCAAGGGGAGGGGGCUGCUCGCCCAGUGGGAAUUAGCUUAUGCACCAAAUCGUUUGUGACAGUGUUGAGCAGGAGACACUGGCUUGUGAGGAGGAAAGCUUUUGAAACAAUGUGGUUAAAAUGUUCAAAUUGCAGCCCUGACUCUUGCCCCAGGGAAGGGAGCCAGCUGCCUGCUGUUGACUCUCCGGCAGCUGUGGCUGUAGAAGCCACAAAGGAAACUGGCUAAAGAGCACCCAGGGUGGGAGCAGGGGUGUCUUGUGGCUGCACAGAGCAGGGGAGAGAAGCCUGUCAUUUAGCCCUCCCGGCUGCCUCUACCACUGCACCCAGCAUCUGGAUGGAACAGUAUUGAAACCCAGCUGUCGUUUAUCCAGGUGUCUGCCUGGCAGGCACAGGAAUAUGGAAGUGGGGUCUGCAGCUCCACUCUGAGGAGAGGUGUGAGGAUGGAAAGGAACACCCCAUUUGCAUCUGGGUCCCAGCCCUGGCACCUACCUCACCCCCCUCUGCCCACAAAAUAACCCCACUGUCUUUCCACAAAGCCAUUCCUUCCUUUGCCCAACAGCAGACCUUAGCGUUGGGUGCCCAGAAGUUCUGUCUAAAAAAUGAAAAUAAAAUCAGGCUCCCGCUAAUUCAGAAUUCAAACAACUCAAAAGCUAAAAUAACCCCAGUUUUUUCUAUGUUGCACAGUCAUCAUUGAGCUUUAUAAUUUUGUCACUGAGACGUCCCAGAGUCCUUAAGAGCCUUUGGCCCAUCAAAGUAAAACUCAUUUAUGUUCAGACUAGUUUCUAUUAAAUGUGUUUUGUGCUAUUCUGAUUCCUUUAAAAAUGGUAAUUCGUUCCUGAGAAAUACGAUAACUAUUAACCAGACUGCCCCAUUCCUAAACCGUUUUGCAUAAUUGAACAGGCUCUUCUAUCAGGCUCUUCCAUCUCCCCAGGGAGAGAGAAAGAAAGACCUGUCUUUACACACCCCCUGGCCUCUCGCCCAGGCCAGUGGGGAGAAUGCAGGUUUCAUCUGGUUUUCUCCUCAGGUCACCGGUCUGGCAGCAAGGUGGAGUCAUCAAAAGGCUUUGAGGUCUAAGGUCCCAGGUUCAGAUUUACAUACUGGCUGUGUGACCUUGGGCAAGGUGCUUCGUCUCUUUGAACCAGCUUCCUCAUGCCAUUUCAUGUGGUGAAGAAUAAGAUAGCACAUCCAGAGUGCCUAAGACAGUGUCUCACAUUACAGGAAAUAUUCAGUGAUGAAAUCCUUUCUUCAACACAGUUGGAAAAGCUGAGCAUGUGGUUCUUUCUUGCAGAACGCUGUGUCCUCCUCUUUUGGUUUGGAGAUAGAAGAACUUGGAAAGCGCUAGUAAACAAGGGCCUUCCUCAGAUUCUUAAAUCAGAAUUGUAGACAGUGGGAUCACAGGAUUCCUGUUUAUCCUAGCGGAAGCUCUCUAGGAUCUGGAAGCAGGGCUGUGUCCCUGAGAGCACUGGGCAGGGAGGGGCCCAUUGAGUGCAGGGCACUGGUAGGGGUGGAGCCACCCUGGGCUGCAUUUUCUCCAGCGUUGCUGAAAUUACAGUGCACUUGUACU
Molecule: messenger RNA, 8938 nt
Organism: Balaenoptera acutorostrata (minke whale)
Lineage: Eukaryota; Metazoa; Chordata; Mammalia; Artiodactyla; Balaenopteridae
Gene: MYO18A
Product: myosin XVIIIA
Exons: 45
Coding region: 231-7127 (2298 amino acids)
Biological process (GO): DNA metabolic process
Cellular component (GO): myosin complex
Molecular function (GO): ATP-dependent activity, acting on DNA; DNA binding; protein binding
Source: RefSeq, a predicted model, not a curated record